Corticium candelabrum is the source of this 1575-nucleotide messenger RNA. RefSeq lists its product as uncharacterized. NCBI's taxonomy places the organism in Eukaryota, Metazoa, Porifera, Homoscleromorpha, Homosclerophorida, Plakinidae. The record is from RefSeq and is a predicted model, not a curated record. Gene Ontology annotation, cellular component: plasma membrane. Bases 185 to 1405 code for a protein of 406 amino acids. The transcript has 3 exons. Gene Ontology annotation, molecular function: G protein-coupled peptide receptor activity. Gene Ontology annotation, biological process: activation of adenylate cyclase activity; hormone-mediated signaling pathway; adenylate cyclase-activating G protein-coupled receptor signaling pathway.
UCGUUCUACAACUACAGACGCGUUUCGUUUCAGCGGCAGAAAUCGGAAUAGGGUAGCUUUAGACCAUGACAGAAGAGAGUAAUUAUGCUUCUAGUGUCCAUGACGAAACUACUAACCAAACAGCAAUUGGUGCAACAGAUAAUGACUACUACUACCAUACAUCUGUUGAUGGUAAAAAUGGAAAAUGGAAAACCUUUUGUCCAGCGACCCUUUCCAUGGAAUCAUUUGGAUGUUACUUUCACUAGGAAUCAUUGGCAACAUAUUGGUUGUGGUGUGGAGACUUGCACAGAAAAGAGGUCAGAGAUCGUCUCCUCUCUCAAUCCUCAUCAUCAUGCUAGCCGUUUCAGACUUCUUCUAUUGUGUUCACUUGAUUCUUCUUCAGAGUUUGGUGGUUGAUGUUUAUCUAGAGCAAAGAAAGCAUUUGUCAUCCACCACUGCUCGUAACAUGUGCAUGACAAGUGCAUUUCUGUCUUUGUUCUCUUGCCUCACAGCUCAGUGGACAACAUUUAAUAUUGCAGUUUACUCGUUUCAAGCAAUGAGCGAGUUCUGUUCUCGUUGUUGCUGUUCACUAGUUCGCAAGCGAAAUCUGGUCAUCACAAUCAUCUGCCAAGUUUUGAUCAACGUGGUCAUAAUUGUUUCUUACACAAUUGGAUUCUACAUAUACGUUUUUAGAUCUGAUAUUGAUGCCAUGUUUGGUCUAAUAUUUCAAGAUUUUGACAAGUACGUCAACACUGUUUCCUCAAAACGUGUAAGUAUUGCCGAAAUUUUUGGGCGAUGUGCUUGGGCACAGGCAGAUGGAGUUGGAUUUUGUGAUACUUAUUACUUUAAUGAGUCAUAUGGACCCGACAUGCAGACCAAUGGCGGUAAUUGCGGUGAUAUACUAGGAUCAAUCUUAGCAUCUCUAAAUACCGUUCUUACAAUGUCAUGUGCUUUUCUCUAUAUAUUUUUAUGUCUAAAGCUUCGUGCAAGAGCAGCAAACUUAGCAGAAAGAUCUGACAUGCACAAACUUCAAUUGCGUUUGGGUGUAAUUGUUUUCCUAAACACUUUAUGUUGGAUUCCUGUGACUGUACUACAUUGGAUUACAAUUCUUGGCUAUUCUAGAAAUGACAUCUUUUCUUUGUCAAACUUUUCUUGGUCAAACGAUUGUACUGCAGCAAAUGUUCUUCUCAUCUCAAUCGGUCCAGCAGCUAAUCCUCUCAUCUACACAUUCACAGGAAAGAACUUCUUACUUUCAAUUCGCAAUUCUUUCAGACGAAUGAAAUGCCACAUAUCUGGGAGACGAAACAGUUCCAACUACCGUGACGAUCACAUUCCAGACGACUGGCCUACUGAAGAUACUUCCGACUGGAAUUCUGAUCAAAGCAGACUCCUGCCGUCUACCAAUGAGUUAAGUGAGACUAUCUAAUUAGCUAACAGAUUCACAUCAGCUACUGUUGCAUGGAGUAAGUAAGUGGGUAACUGUUAGUCUGUUUUCAAUGUGUGUUGUUACAUUUUACUUUUAUUGUAUUGUAUGAACGUUUGCUUUAGGUAAUGCUUUUAUUAAUUAAUUGCAUAAUAAUCAUUGUUGGUAUUUUA